GUUUGAUAUUUUUUUACAUUUAACCUCUCUUCAAAAAAUUUAAUUUUGACUUUUUUUCAGAUUUUUUUUUUGACAUUUCGUUUAAUUUUUCAGAUUUUUUUUGUUUGGUUUUCCAGAUCGAGCUUCGCCGCACGCCCCCGUCGCUCCCUGGCGCCGCCCCCCGCACGCCCACGUCGCUCCCUGGUGUGUGCACUUAAACGAGGAGUUAGUUGAACGAUGGAACAUGGCUCUAUAAUUGGUUCCUCAGUUUCAAUGUCUAAUCUUGAUGUUAGAGAUGAGGUGAAUGAGGAAAUUGGAAAAAUAGUUGCUAACGAUCAUACAUCGAAUGUGAGCAAAUACCCCGUCGAUGAGAUACGUGUUGGUUUAGAAUUCACUUGUAUAGAGGAUGCAAAAAAGUUUUAUAAUGAUUAUGCUUUUAAAAUGGGAUUUAGUAUAAGAAAGCAAACUCAUUAUAAGGCAAGAAAACAGGAUGAUGCCAUCACAUCUAUAACCUAUUGUUGCUCCAAAGCCGGUAAUUCUAAACCUACAUCUCAAGAGAAGAGUGAACAGCAAAAUUCUCAAGGUACCCAUACACCCCAAAAGGAUUUUCCCAACAGACGAACUAAUUGUAAAGCGCAUAUUGUAUUGAAAAUAGAUGAUCGAGGGAAGUGGGUGAUAACGGUGUUUGCUAACGAACAUAAUCAUGAGUUGAUAGCUAGUCCCUCUAAAACUCGUUUUUUUCGAUCACAUCGUAACAUCACAAAGGAGCAAAAAGAUUUGAUUCAUAUGUUAAAUGAACAAAAUAUCUCUGCUUCACAAAUUAUGUCGUUUUUGGAAGUGAAAGAAGGAGGAAGACAUAAUACUCAGUUCAUUCGCAAGGAUUUGAGUAACGAGGUUGUCGAAAAGAAUAGAAAACUUAUUGGAAUAGAUGUGGCAAGUGCUCUUAAUUACUUUCGUAAGCUCCAAAGAAAGGACCCCUUAUUUUUUUAUGCUGUUGAUGUUGACGACCAAGAAAGAGCACGGAAUAUAUUUUGGGUAGAUGGAAGAUCUAGGAUGGCAUAUGAGCACUUUGGUGAUGUUAUCACUUUCGACACAACUUAUAUGACGAACAAUUAUAGUAUACCAUUUACUCCCUUUAUAGGGGUUAAUCAUCAUUUUCAGUCAAUUUUUUUUGGGUGUGCUCUUAUUAGGGAUGAGACUGCUAAUACAUUUUGUUGGUUGUUUGAAACAUGGAUAAAGGCCAUGUAUGGUAAACACCCGAAAGCUAUUAUUACUGACCAAGAUCCUGCUAUGAAGAAAGCUAUUGAGAUAGUCUUUCCAACUACUGUUCAUAGGUGUUGUCAAUGGCAUGUUAUGAGAAAAGCAAAAGAACAUUUCAAUGUGUUAUAUAGCUCCAAAGAUGGCUUUGAAAAUAAUUUAAAGGAAUGCAUAAAUAAUAGCUUAACUAUGGAGGAAUUUGAGAAUGCAUGGGCAAUAAUGCUUGAUAAGUAUCAAUUGCAUGAAAAUAACCACCUUCGAUUGUUAUGGAAUAUUCGGCAUCAAUGGGUUCCCGUGUAUUUUCGUGAUACUUUUUUUGCGAAUAUGUCCACUUCACAGCGUAGUGAAAGUAUGAAUGCUGUAGCAAAAAUAUGGUUGGAUUCACAUACAUCAAUAUUUAAAUUUGUCACUCAGUUUGAAAAAAUGUCAAACAACCAAUAUGAGCGAGAAGACAUGGAGGAUUUUAUGACAAAGGAUGAAGAGCCUACUUUAUGGUCAGAUGAUCCAAUUGAGAAAGAUGCACGGUCCAUAUAUACAAGGACAAUUUUUUCAGAAUUUAAGGCUCAACUAAGGGCUACAACAGGUUAUAAGUUGGUUGAAUUAGAAAAAGACAAGUUGUACAAGAUUAGUUCGAUUUCACAACCUUCGACGUCAAGACAACGAAUGUGCACAUAUACUAUCACAGUUGUAAGGUCCGAAGAUAUAGUAUCUUGUACUUGUAAGUUGUUUGAAUUUUACGGUCUCCUAUGUGCUCAUGCACUUAAAGUGAUGCAUCAUAUUGAAGUGUAUAGUAUCCCUCCUAGGUAUGUUAUAAAAAGGUGGAUUAAGAAUGCCAAAAAAGGAACAUCCACUAAUUCUCUAGAAAUGAGUGAUGGGUCCUUAUUUUGUCGGUCUUGAAGAUUUGAUUCACUUGCAUUGGAGGCACAAAAAUUUAUCUUUGAAGGAUCUAAAAGUCUUAAGGCAUAUGAAAAUGCAUGUCGAAUAAUUAGAGAAGGAGUGGAUGUGCUAACAUCAAUUAAUCAAAUAAUAAAAAUUGAGGAAGGAAGAAAUGAGGAGACUUCAAAUGAUCUUCGUAGGACCCUAAUUUCACAAUCAAGUCUUAACCAAUGCACGAUUAAAGAUCCCCCUCACUCACAAUGUAAAGGACGAAGAAGACCCCAAAGGAUUAAGCCACCCGUCGAAAAGAAAGCAAGGAUGUCAAGAACUUGCAAGCAAUGUGGUAAAAAGGAACACAAUAUUAGGACAUGCAAAGAGGUUGUUGAUAGAGCAUUGUCUAUUGAAGAAAAUUCUAGUGAGAGUUUUCAAGCAACCGAUGAAGAGUCUUGAAAGCAUAAUAGAAGAUUAUAUGAAGAAAGAGAUUUUGUAUUGUAGAAGGUUUGUUUGUGCAUGUAUGUUUUGGAUUAUUAUGUAUGAUCAUAUUGUCAUUUCUUAUUUGGUGGCAUACAUUGUAACUUUUGUACUAGAGAAGUUUUGUUUGUGCAUGUAUGUUAUGGAUUAUUGUGCCUGGCCUUUCUUGAUUUUUUGGAAGGUAUUACUUUGUGCUCAUCAUCUUUAUUUAGCAUUUGAAUAAGUUUGCAAU
Molecule: messenger RNA, 2815 nt
Organism: Ananas comosus (pineapple)
Lineage: Eukaryota; Viridiplantae; Streptophyta; Magnoliopsida; Poales; Bromeliaceae
Product: protein FAR1-RELATED SEQUENCE 5-like
Exons: 3
Coding region: 217-2133 (638 amino acids)
Biological process (GO): regulation of DNA-templated transcription
Molecular function (GO): zinc ion binding
Source: RefSeq, a predicted model, not a curated record